Messenger RNA from Aspergillus ibericus CBS 121593, 2092 nucleotides. RefSeq names its product YdiU domain protein. Lineage: Eukaryota; Fungi; Ascomycota; Eurotiomycetes; Eurotiales; Aspergillaceae. The transcript is spliced from 5 exons. The coding region runs from base 1 to 2001 and encodes 666 amino acids. The record is from RefSeq and is a predicted model, not a curated record.
AUGCGCUCCUACACGGCUCCGUUUGGCCUUCUCCGCGCCCAUUUUAUGUCGGUUCGCAGUCUCCUAUACUCCUCACCGAACCUUCAACACCGUCGGAGCCAGAUGGCCUCGCAAAUAUCCGCCACCGAUGGACGGCUUUCGCUAGCAAGCCUCCCAAAGUCCAAUAUCUUUACCUCCAAGCUUCCAUCUGACCCGGCUUUUGAGACCCCCGAGACGUCCCAUCGAGCCCCUCGUGAGGCUCUAGGUCCACGCCUGGUGAGAGGUGCGCUCUAUACCUUUGUUAGGCCCGAGCCGGCAGAGGAGAGUAAACUUUUGGGAGUCAGUCCCAAAGCGAUGGAAGACCUUGGUUUAAAGUCUGGGGAAGAACUUACAUCCCAAUUUAAGGCGUUGGUUUCGGGGAAUGACUUUUGUUGGGAUGAAGAGGUCGGGGGUAUAUACCCAUGGGCGCAAUGUUACGGAGGUAUAGCACAGUUCUCGGAGUUGACGAAACGCAGCGGCUCGUGGGCUGGGCAGCUUGGGGAUGGACGUGCAAUUAGCCUUUUCGAAGCUACAAACCCGAGGACCAAUAUCCGCUACGAAUUACAACUCAAAGGCGCUGGACGGACCCCUUAUUCCCGCUUCGCCGAUGGAAAAGCUGUAUUGCGCUCCAGUAUUAGAGAAUACGUUGUAUCAGAAGGUAUCACAUUGCCACUUUCUCUGUCUGCACUGGGUGUCCCAACCACUCGAGCGUUGGCUAUCACUCUAUUGCCCCAAUCGAAGGUGUUGCGGGAACGCAUUGAACCUGGUGCUAUAGUAGCCCGAUUUGCUGAAUCGUGGCUAAGGAUUGGGACAUUCGAUCUCCUCCGUGCACGUGGAGACCGCGCCCUGAUCAGGCAGCUGGCAACAUACGUUGCGGAAGACGUAUUUCAGGGUUGGGAGGCUUUGCCUGCUAUGGUAUCAUUGGAUCAAAACCAGUCCUCUGAUGCUGUAGACAAUCCUUCGAGACAAAUUCCCUGGGACCAAAUUCAAGCGCACCAGGGUGUGCAGGAAAAUCGAUUUGCAAGGCUAUACCGAGAGAUUGCACGGCGCAAUGCCAAAACCGUUGCUGCCUGGCAAGCAUAUGGAUUCAUGAAUGGUGUGUUAAACACCGAUAAUACUUCCAUAUACGGCCUUUCGCUUGAUUAUGGUCCAUUCGCUUUCAUGGACAACUUUGAUCCGGAGUAUACGCCUAACCAUGAUGACCAUCUAUUGAGAUAUUCGUACAAAAACCAACCGACAAUCAUAUGGUGGAAUUUGGUUAGGCUUGGAGAGUCUCUGGGAGAACUCAUUGGUGCUGGAGAUGAUGUCGACAAGGAAGGAUUUAUAAGAGAUGGCCUGACAGAGGAGACCGCGCCUGCUGCUAUACAGCGUGCCCAAGAUAUUAUUGACCGGACAGGCAACGAGUUUAGGAUUGUGUUCCUAAAUGAAUAUAAACGCCUCAUGAGCAAAAGACUAGGUUUGAAGAACCAAAAAGAUUCGGACUUUCAAGAUUUAUUCUCGGAAUUGCUUGACACGUUAGAGGCUCUGGAGCUGGAUUUCAAUCAUUUUUUCCGGAGGCUCUCCAAUGUGUCACUUGCGGACAUUGAGACCGAGCAGAUGAGGAAGGAGAUAGCAUCAAUUUUCUUCCAUAAUGAGGGGUUCGGUGGUAUCGGAUACACCGAGGACUCCGCAAGGCAGCGUGUUGGAGACUGGCUUGACAAGUGGAGACAUCGCAUUAUAGAGGACUGGAGCCCUGAACAUGAUUUAGAGAGACAAAAGCUCAUGCAGACCACAAAUCCAAAGUUUUUGCCACGCGGCUGGAUCCUCGACGAAGUUAUUGAACGCGUGGAACGCCGAGGAGAUCGAGAAGUCCUUGGAAGGAUAAUGAACAUGGCACUUAACCCGUUCAAUGAUGAAUGGGGGCAGGACCGGGAUGAAGAGGAGCGCUUUUGUGGGGAUGUUCCGAAGUUUAAGAGAGCCAUGAUGUGCAGCUGCAGCUCCUGAAGUCUAAGCUCGAAACCUUCUACACUGCCCGCCGGUAGAUCAGGUUAGAUACGGAUGAAUCUGACAUGGCCCUUACGCCGGCUGUUGGGUC